AUGCAGUUCCAGCACUUGCAGCACCCGUACUCAUCGCAUCCCUCAUCAGCUGCUGCAUUUGUCGCUAGCCCCAACACACAGCAUUCACCUGCAUAUGGUGCAUCCGUGGCCUCUUUCAUGCCUCACGAAUCGCCUCAGCCCGCUUUCUCCAUGAUGAGCUCGCCCCAACUAGCCCAACUCGAGCACCUCCGCCGGCUGCAAGGACGCCAGGCUCAGUUGGAUGCCAUGCAGCUGCAGGGCAGCGCCUAUCAACUCCAGCUGCAGCUUCUUCAAGAGCAGCAAGCACAACAGCAGCAAGCACAACUACAGGCUCGUUUAGAACAGCAAGCCCGUGUCCAGCAGCAACAGCAACAGCAGCAGCAGCAGCAGCAGCAACAAGCUCUUUUGCAGCAAGAGCAACGGCGACGCGCCCAAUACGAACAGCAACAACUCUUUGAGCAGCUUCAACAGCAACAGUUGCUUCAGCAGCAGCAACAGCAACAACAAGAACAGCAACAGCGCCAGCGUUACCAAGAGCAGCAGCAGCUCCUUCAGCAGCAGCAGCAGCAAGAGCUUCAGCACCGCCAAGCUGAGCAACAACAGCAAGAGCUUCAGCGCCGCCAAGCUGAGAAACAACAGCAACAAGACCAGCAGCAACAGCGCUUGAAACAUCAGCAACGAAUCAAGCUGGAACAGCAGGAACAGCGCCAACGCUUGGAGGAACAAAAGCGUCUCGAAGAACAGCAAUGGCAGCAGGAACAACAACGGCGCGCUCUUCAGCUUGAGCAAGAACAGCGCCGCUCUCUCGCUGACAACGCUUCCCAAACGGCCAGCCCUCCCGAUGCCCCUAUGAUCGCUGCCAAAACACCCGGCACUCAGCCAUCGCCCCGAGCAGCAACGAGCACUGGGCCCGAGCUCGUGGACAUCCUAGACACCCCGCCCUUUGCCCAUGUGGCCCGCGUGGUGGAGCAGUUUCAAGAAUUUCAGGACAAUCUGCUUGUUGGCCCUGGCGGAGGUUCCCAAGUCGAGAUGCGCGUGCCAGUACAGAUUUUGAAUGGCAUCUGCAAGGCAUUUGCCGGAGUUUCGGGCCGCAAGGAUACGCGGGACCUGGACCACCAUGUUCUCACCAAUCUCCUCACCAGUCUGGCGGAAAUUUUGAAACAAGCUAGCAACAUUCGUCUGGUUUUCGUGGAAGAGGUCAUUCAGCCCUUUGUGGCCUUCGUCAAGCAGCAACUUGAACACAACGUCUUUGCCAUGUGCGACGAAGCCGAUCAAACUUUGCCGCCGCCCGCGGCUUGGAUAAAACGCCCUAUCGCUCAUCAAAAUGGCCUUCGCUCGCUGCCUUUCACGAUUAGGAUCGCGGCUGGCAAAAGCAUACAAAUGUUUUCGGCCUUGAUUAUGGAGCUGAUGCAAUCAAUUAUUCCUGGGGCCAUUACGCGCUAUAUCCGCGUGGAUGCCAAAAAGGAGAAUGGACCAGAUCUGCCGAAUGUGAUUUCAAAGGCGUGUGCCGCCACCGACGAUGAAGUGGCUAGCUUUGUAGGCCGCGUCUGGAACAAGGCGACGCGCAAAGAUUCUGAGCUGCAUCAUAUUCUCACCAACUUCGUGUCCGACGCGUGUGAAACGGCCUUUUUGCCCGAGUGGCCCGUGGCCACCGUGUUUCUGAUCAAACUCUUGCCCAACCUGCAGAAAGAUGGUAUCUUCCCCAAGGACAAGGGCGGUGGGGAGCGCCUGCAUAACAUGCGCACCUACGCUCUGGAUCUAUUUAGCACCAUCAUGACCUGCUUUGCUUCGCAUGAAGAGCGACGACGUCGUCAGGACAUAAUGCUCAACUUUCUGCAAGCCGAAGACGAAGUGAUUGACAGCGAUAAGCGUGCCGCGGUCGCCAUUAGUGUGCGCGUGCUGCAAAGCGCUGCGGCUCAAAAAAGCCCAUCUUUGCGAGGCAAAGCCAUCAAAUCUUUGGCCGCUUUGACGGAACUGGGGGGGGAUCAGGUGCUCAAGAGCGCCGAGCAGCUAGUCCGUGUGCGUCAUGCAGACGUGGCUCCAUCGGUCCGCGAGGCCACGAUGAUUCUCCUGACAAGUGUCGUGCAGGUGCACAAAGAGCAAGGCAUUCCAAGUGCUCAGUUGAUUGCCAAGUUUGAGAGCAUCUUGCAAGAGCGACUAUCCGACGUUGCGCUUUCCGUGCGUAAGCGCAUCGUGAGCCUCAGUGAGAUGCUUCUUCUAGGUGGCAAGUAUAACACGCCAGCCACUGUUGGUCUGUUGCGCAAAAUAUUGCAUCGUAUCAACGACAACGAGGAAACCAUGCAGGACGCCUGCUUCCAGACACUGCGGCGCCUGUUGUUUCGUGUCAUUGCACCUGACAAAACCGAGAGCAACGAUGACACUGUUCGACAAAGCGCUGGGCCCGACGUCACGAACGCUGUGGGUGGUCUCAUCAACCUCAUGAGCGGCGACGACGUGGAUACCACCUGCUUGAGCCUUGUGCAGUUGUUGAAGCGCCUCUUCAAGGAGGAGGACAAAGUGGCAGUUCAAGUGUGCGAAAAUAUUGUGGAGCAUGUCAAGUGCUUGAGCCAACGAGACAUUGUCCCGCGUGUGUGGGGGCCACCGCUGCUCUUGCUACGCACGCUAUCGCAGAUCAAACCCGCUCUCUGCGCAUCGGCCUUUGAGGUGCUUGAUAUGGUGUUGCAGCUUGACCUGAUGGAGAGCGCCUCCGAGCGUGAGCUGCGCGUGCAGUUGCAGCGGGAGCCGUCGCGUGAGGGCAAUGCGCGCUUGCUCGAAAAACAGCAAGAACGAGUAGCUUUGGUUCGCAUGGCACGAGAUGCCGCCGAAUGCAUGGCCAAUAUCCUACCCCUGGCGCCGCAGCCCUCAGAGCGUCAGUCCGAGGCCCUGGAGAAGGCUCUGACCCUCCAUAUCUCACGAUCGCCUUCGACGAUGCUUCCACCCGCUGUACGCUGCCUAAGCGCAUCAGUUCAACGUUCCAAUCACUUUGACCUCGUGAUUGAGCACGCACAUCGAUACUAUGACUUGCUCAAGUCCGUGGCUGAUAAAGUGGAUACGUCCAACACGACCAUCCGUCAUGUGCCACGAAGCUUGCUGUGCUGUGGCCUUCUCUGUCGCUACUUUAAAUUUGAAGAAGAAGGAGAAGGAGAGCAUUUCAUCAUUCGCAACUCGAGCUUUGUGAUGCGCACCCAAGUGCGCGAGUUGCUGGGCUCCAUGCUGAUGCGUGGCACGGCACAAAUGCGGGUGGCCAUCUUGAAUCUUUUGGAGACGUUUUUGCAGGAAGAAGAGGCCCGGUUGGAGGCCCGGGUCCUGGCCGAAGAUCGCCUGCGCAAGCGUCUCUCAGAAGAUGGUGGCAAGGGUACAUCCGAGGCGCGAGACAUUGUGACCAUCGGCGGGACGGACUCUGGUGUCAGCACCACGCUUGUGGGCGUUUUGAUCGACAAAAUCCGGGCCUGCGCCAUUUGCUCGCGUUUGGAUGUGCGCCAGGCGGUGGCGCCUGUCCUGGCCGUUGUGGCUCGUCGCGGCCUGACGCUCCCGGGCAAGGUGGCAGACGUGGCUAUCGCACUCAUUGCAGACCGCGCGUCGGAAGCGGCCAAAGCCGUGUCGGGCCCUCACGAUUUGAUCCCAAAGCUGCUACAAGCCAAAGGAAGAGAGUUGGCUCGUGGCUAUUAUGCGCUUGACGCAAACAUGUUUGCCAAGCUUCGCAUCGUGUAUCGACUCCGCAGCAACGUGCGCCAGCAUCGACACUCCUUCAUCGACAAGGUGUUGGAGGGCACUAGGGCCAUGGAUGGCCAGCGGUGCCCUUCUUUGCCCGAAGUUGUCUUUUUGGUGGAUACGCUAGCAACGUUGGAUUAUACGUUGCAGGACGAUGUGCUCUACGCCAUCUACCAAAUCUCCAACGUGGCUGAGCGUGAAGUCCCGUCAAUCUUCGAAGUGCGUGACACGGCUGUGCUUAUGCUCCAUCAUGACCGUGCUACUCGAUGUACCUCACUGACUGUCACUGAUCCACAGUCAUGGAGCCGUGUGUUGGGCAUGACGGAUGUGACCAUAGAUGACGACCAACGGCGCAGCAUAGAGUUUGUCACGGGUUUUGCCCAACAAGCCGUGAGCCAAGGGCGUGCAGCUGCCUUGGUGCCACACUUAAAACGUGCCCGGUUGCACCUUUUGCAUGAGGGGGAGUUGCCGAGCGGGUUUGCGACGAGCGUCGGUACAGAUGAGCCCACACCGCCUCCCACAAUGCGACGGGGCGGUAGUGCACGGCGCACUUCCUCCGCACCACAAGGUGCUCGUGGUGGCGGCAAGGCUUUUGCGGCACGGCGACGAAGUUCACAAGGUGCGAGUGCUCCUAAAAAGCCUCGCCGUCGUCGAACGUUGGAUGACGACACGUCCGAGGACGAUGAGGAUUGGAUGCCCUAGUGACACAUUCUUAAUCAAGCCUAUCGACCCCGGGCGACUUGUAUAGUGUUUCACUGCGAUGACCACGUUUCAAAUGGGCCUUGCUGUGCUGUUUUUAACUGACUUGUAAAAUGUUGCUAAAAGAGCUUGACGACUGAAAAAAAAAAAACGAACGAAUGAACUA
Messenger RNA from Monosiga brevicollis MX1, 4555 nucleotides. RefSeq lists its product as uncharacterized. The record is from RefSeq and is a predicted model, not a curated record. Bases 1 to 4392 code for a protein of 1463 amino acids. Gene Ontology annotation, biological process: establishment of mitotic sister chromatid cohesion; regulation of gene expression; establishment of protein localization to chromatin. NCBI's taxonomy places the organism in Eukaryota, Choanoflagellata, Craspedida, Salpingoecidae. The transcript is spliced from 24 exons. Gene Ontology annotation, cellular component: Scc2-Scc4 cohesin loading complex. Gene Ontology annotation, molecular function: chromatin binding.